Messenger RNA from Ustilaginoidea virens, 1290 nucleotides. RefSeq lists its product as uncharacterized. Gene Ontology annotation, biological process: fatty acid biosynthetic process. The coding region runs from base 1 to 1290 and encodes 429 amino acids. The transcript is spliced from 3 exons. The record is from RefSeq and is a predicted model, not a curated record. Gene Ontology annotation, molecular function: 3-oxoacyl-[acyl-carrier-protein] synthase activity. Lineage: Eukaryota; Fungi; Ascomycota; Sordariomycetes; Hypocreales; Clavicipitaceae.
AUGCGGCGUGUGGUAGUCACUGGCCUGGGCGCCGUCACGCCGCUAGGAGUUGGCAUUCGGCAGACCUGGUCUCGAUUAUUAGCCGGCGAGUCGGGAAUCGUCAGUGUCGCCUCACGUCAACCACGGGCAAGGUGGAGUGACCUGACCAGCACGGUUGCCGGAGUCGUUCCCCAUGGCCAGGAUCCGGCACGGGGGCAAUGGAGGGCCUCGGACUGGCUCAGCGUGUCUGAUCAGCGGCGCCUGGCAACCUUCACCCAGUACGCCAUGGCGGCUAGCGACAUGGCCUUGGCAGACUCUGGCUGGACCGCGGCCAAGCAAGAGGACGCCGAGGCUACGGGAGUUUGCUUGGGCAGCGGCAUCGGCAACCUGGACGACUUGUACGAAACCAGUCUUGCGCACAACGUCGACGGAUAUAGGAAGGUGUCUCCUCUGUUUGUCCCCAAGAUCCUCAUCAACCUCGCGGCGGGCCACGUCGCCAUGAAGCAUGGCUUCCAGGGACCCAACCACGCUGUCGCCACGGCCUGCACCACCGGCGCACACUCCAUUGGCGACGCGUCCCGAUUCAUUGCCGCUGGAGAUGCCGACGUCAUGGUGGCCGGCGGCUCCGAAUCCUGCAUUCACCCAUUGGCCUUCGCCGGCUUCGGCAGGGCUCGCUCCUUGUCCACGGCCUACAACGACUGCCCUUCCAGCAGCUGUCGGCCCUUUGAUGCGGACCGAAACGGCUUCGUCAUUGCCGAGGGGGCUGCCGUGUGCGUGCUGGAGGAGCUGGAGCAUGCCAGAUCCAGAGGAGCUCGCAUCUACGCCGAGGUGAAGGGCUACGGCUUGAGCGGUGACGCGCACCACAUGACGGCGCCGAGGGAAGACGGGCAGGGGGCCUUCCUGGCCAUGAAGCGUGCCUUGAAGAACGCCCAGGUCAAGCCCUCGCAGGUGGGCUACAUCAACGCGCACGCGACCGGCACGCAAGUUGGAGACGCUGCCGAAGCUGCCGCUAUCCGCCGGCUGAUGCUUGGAGAGGAAGGCGUUUCGUCAGAGGCAGAGGUGACUGUCAGCAGCACCAAGGGAUCCGUUGGCCAUUUGCUCGGGGCUGCCGGUGCCAUCGAAGCACUCUUUGCCAUUCUUUCCAUCCACGAGGGCGUGAUACCAGCGACACAGAAUCUGCACAGGCCGGAUGUUGGCGUCGACUUCAACUUUGUGCCUCUGACACCACAAGAAAAGAAGGUGCGAGUCGCCAUCAGCAACAGUUUUGGAUUUGGGGGAACGAACAGCACCUUGGUGUUUUCCAGCUUGUAG